AUGGGGAUGGAGUACGAGCCGGUGCCGCUGGCAGCGCCGGCGCCGAAGAAGCCGGCGGCGGGCGGGCGGGCGGCCCUGAAGCUGCUGCUGGCCCUGCUCCUCGUCGGCCUCGCGAUGCGGCUGCUCGCCGACCGCUGCGCCUCCCGCCUCCUGCCGCCCACCGCCCCGACGGAGGAGGCCGCGGCGCUCGCCGUGACGGCGCCGCCGGCGCAGGAGGAGGCCGGCGGCGGGGACGGGGUGCCCGUAACUCCCAGCGGUGCAGGGAGGUGUGAUCUCUUCCAUGGGGAAUGGGUCCAUGAUUCCUCUGGCCCAGCUUACACCAAUGCAACCUGCCGGUUCAUUGAGACUCCACAGAACUGUAUGUCGAAUGGAAGGCCUGACGAUGGUUAUCUGUACUGGAAAUGGAAACCGUAUGGCUGCGAGGUCCCGCCGUUUGAGGGCAAGACGUUUCUGGAGGACAUGAGGGGCAAACACUGGGCACUAGUGGGCGAUUCGAUCCUCCGCAACCAUGUCCAAUCAUUGCUUUGCCUUCUUUCCAAGGUUGAAGAUCCUACAGAGGUGUAUCAUGACAAAACCUACCAGUCCCGGAGAUGGCACUUCCCAUCCUACAACUUCACGCUCUCCCUGGUGUGGGCGCCGUUCCUCGUCAAGGCGGAGAUAUUCGAGGACGAGAACGGAUUCUCGUCGGCGGAGCCGCGGCUGACCUUCGACGUCCUCGACGCCAACUGGAUAAGCCAAUGGACCACCUUCGACUACGUGAUCAUCUCGACGGGGCAGUGGUUCUUCAAGAAGGCGGUGUACCUGGAGAAGGGGGCGGUGAUCGGCUGCCACUUCUGCCAGGACAAGAGCCUGAGGGAGGUGAGCAUCGACUACUCCUUCCGCAGGGCCCUCCGGGAGGCGUUCCGGUUCAUCACUGCGUCAGCGCACCGGCCGGUAGUGUUCUACCGGACGUGGUCGCCGUCGCACUUCGAGGGCGGCGAGUGGUUCAGCGGCGGGCGGUGCGACCGAAAGGCCCCGUUCAAGCCGCGGGAGGCCGGUGACCGCGCGCUGGACAACCUCAUGUGGCGGGUGGAGCGCGCGGAGUUCGCCAAGGCUGCGGCGGACGACGGUGGCAGCGGGGAGGGACGCCGCCUGAGGCUGCUGGACACGUUCGAGAUGUCGCUGCAGCGGCCUGACGCCCACGCCGGGCCGUACCGGGUAUACCAGCCGUUCGCCAAGGGGGCCGACGCCGGCAAGGUGCAGAACGACUGCCUGCACUGGUGCCUGCCCGGUCCGAUAGAGGCGUGGAACGACAUCAUCAUGCAGAUGCUGGCCGAGGACUGA
Triticum turgidum subsp. durum (durum wheat) is the source of this 1323-nucleotide messenger RNA. NCBI's taxonomy places the organism in Eukaryota, Viridiplantae, Streptophyta, Magnoliopsida, Poales, Poaceae. The record is from the annotation of a GenBank genome assembly.